CACGUGUUCGUGACUGUUGUCAUGGCAACGGUAAAUUAGUGACACACACUUGUUGAGGUGGCGGAUCACUCUCCAGUUUUUACCACUGAUUUUCAAACCAGAAUUUAACAUCAUCCAGUCUCAGAAAAAGACACAUAACAAUGUCAGAUGUAGAGUCUGAUGAGUUUGAUGAUGAACGCAGUAAACUCGGGGAAUAUGAAGGGGACAGAAAUGAAGCAGGGGAGAGACACGGAGUUGGUAAAGCUGUCCUGCCCAACGGAGACAUUUACCGGGGACAGUACGAGAAGGGCAAAAGACACGGAGAGGGGACAUAUCGCUUCAAGGAUGGGUCGAGAUAUGUGGGAGAAUAUUACCAGAACGUGAAACAUGGACAGGGAACCUUCUACUAUCCAGAUGGCUCUAAAUAUGAAGGGUCAUGGGUUGAGGACCUGAGACAGGGUCAUGGUGUCUACACUUACCCCAACGGAGACAAAUAUGAUGGAGAGUGGUUAAAUCACAUGAGGCAUGGCCAGGGCACUUACUACUACCACGAAACUGGCUCAAAGUACAAGGGCUCAUGGGUAAAUGGCAUGAUGGAGUCGGCUGGAGAGUACAUCCACUCUAACCACAGAUACAAGGGUAACUUUGUCAACAAUUAUCCAUCAGGCCCGGGGAAGUAUGUGUUUGACAUUGGGUGUGAGCAGCAUGGUGAAUACCACCAAGCAGAGCAGCCAGCGACUGUUGAGGAGGACGGAAAAAAUACAAAAGCACAAAGGUCACGCUACCCGGGCUCCAGGGAGGGUUACCUCACCUUAGGGAUCUCAGGAGGAGCAGAGGAGGUGGCACCACAGCCUUUAUACACAGCUGCUGAUGGUGGAUCGCUCUGCCAUCAGUGUCCUGCGUGAUGAUCGUCAAUACAUUACUCUUGUUGAACAUACUGCUAGAAGUGUUAUUCUUUUUUCAGUGUGCACUCUUGCCUGUUCUAAGUGCAUGUGGGACUUUAAAUCUAUGAUGCGGUCAUCAUUCUCGACCAUAUAAAAACUUCAGCAUGCAUGUAAACAACUUAGAAGUAUGUUGUGCAGAUGCGAGCUGCAACGUGCAUCGCGUU
Molecule: messenger RNA, 1087 nt
Organism: Scatophagus argus
Lineage: Eukaryota; Metazoa; Chordata; Actinopteri; Scatophagidae
Gene: rsph1
Product: radial spoke head component 1
Exons: 7
Coding region: 141-884 (247 amino acids)
Biological process (GO): spermatid development; axoneme assembly
Cellular component (GO): motile cilium; nucleus
Source: RefSeq, a predicted model, not a curated record